Messenger RNA from Austrofundulus limnaeus, 4382 nucleotides. RefSeq names its product ephrin type-A receptor 5. Gene Ontology annotation, cellular component: plasma membrane; dendrite. The record is from RefSeq and is a predicted model, not a curated record. NCBI's taxonomy places the organism in Eukaryota, Metazoa, Chordata, Actinopteri, Cyprinodontiformes, Rivulidae. Gene Ontology annotation, biological process: protein phosphorylation; axon guidance; ephrin receptor signaling pathway. Gene Ontology annotation, molecular function: ATP binding; transmembrane-ephrin receptor activity; protein binding.
AAAAAUGAUGGUCAGUUCACAGUAAUCCAGCUGGUUGGUAUGCUGCGGGGCAUUGCAUCUGGCAUGAGAUAUCUGUCAGACAUGGGCUACGUCCACCGUGAUCUAGCAGCUCGUAACAUCCUUGUCAACAGUAACCUCGUGUGCAAAGUGUCUGAUUUUGGACUGUCCAGAGUAUUGGAAGAUGACCCAGAGGCUGCAUAUACCACAAGGGGUGGGAAGAUUCCCAUUCGCUGGACAGCUCCUGAGGCAAUCGCUUACAGGAAGUUCACCUCAGCGAGCGAUGUGUGGAGCUAUGGGAUCGUCAUGUGGGAGGUGAUGUCAUACGGAGAGAGACCCUACUGGGAGAUGUCUAAUCAAGAUGUAAUAAAAGCAGUGGAAGAGAACUACAGGUUGCCCGGUCCCAUGGACUGCCCGGAGGCCCUGUACCACCUAAUGAUGGACUGCUGGCAGCGGGAACGCACCAACCGCCCAAAGUUUGAUGAGAUCGUUUGUCUACUUGACAAACUUAUUCGCAACCCCAGCUCUUUAAAAAAGUUGGUCAACUCCUCACACAGGGUUUCCAACUUGUUAGUGGAGCAUGCAAGUGCAGAUGGGGACUGCAGCGCUCGAACCAAGACAGUUGGAGAGUGGCUUGACUCGAUAAAGAUGGGCCGCUACACGGAACUCUUCCUGGAGGGAGGCUACUCCUCUCUGGAAACAGUGACUCAGAUGACAUCAGAAGAUCUGAGAAGAGUAGGAGUGAACUUGGCUGGACACCAGAAAAAAAUUAUCACAAGUAUUCAGGAGAUGAGAGUCCAUAUGAACAACACCAACUCUACUGUAAACAUCUGACGCGUUUGUACAGGCAUGCACUUCUAUACAUCCAUAUGCACUCUUACCUAAAAAAAAAUAAUAAAAAUUAAAAAAAUAAGUGGACCUAGCAUGUAAUCAAAGAACUGUUGGACCUAAAACGGCAUAGCACUUUUUGCAGACAAGGAAACCUAGUGUUCUAAGGAUCUACACGUGAUGAUCUGCUUCUUGGUGGGUUUUGUGUGUGGAGAUCGCUCGUGGUGUCUCUGGAGGUUUAUCACAUUGCAGCUAAAUGAACCCAAAUGGAACUGAACUAAGUGGUGCCACAUGGAAGACCGAGGACGGCGAACUAAACUUGACUUCAAGGGAUGCUUUUCGGACAAAAUGAUCCCAAUUUUGUGAAUUUUAGGAAUUCUUACAUCGUUUGCACUCUUUGGAUUCUCUCUGAUCAAACGUGAAACUGAAGACCGGGCCUUUUUGUUGGCUGUAUCGUAACAGGAAUUUCUUACAGUUGGCUCAGACUGAAAUUUUUUUAAACCUGUCUCAGGUCAGCUGAGCCUAGCUGGUGUGAUCAGAACUGGCUUAUUUGCUAUCAAGUACUUAAGGUUUUAGGAGUCACUGAACUGAAUACUGACCAUUUACAGGCAGGGUAAACAAAAUCAUAUGUCUCAUUCCUUUGUUGCUGUGUUGAAGUGUUUUGGGCUUUUUAUUAUUUAAAUGUCUUUGGUAAAUUUUUAAUGCUACACAAGCUUCAGUUCUUCAGUAGAACUAAUUUUACUGCUUGAACUUCAGUAGUAAAAUUAGACAGCAGUUGUCAUAUACUUUAUUAUCCUUCAAAGUAAUGCAAUAUAGUAAAGAAUUAAAUAUUUGUCAAUUAAAGAUUAAAAAUCUCACAGCUGGGUCUUAUUAAGGCAGUUAGUGAGGUUACAAAUGGCCGGUUAUUUAGGCAUUAGAAUUAUCUGUGGAAAUAGUCCUUCCUUCCUGGCUGAAUGUAUAACUUUAGUAGAAUGUGGCAAUAAUUAUUCUGGUCCUUAAAACCAGCUUCUGAAUGAAGCCAUAGAUUGUAAAUCUUAAAGGAUCUUCACUAAGACCUAGAAGGUUUUUGUCUGAACAUCGUCCUGCUGUUAUCUCUAACCCACAGCUGAUUUAUUAACCUGGUGUUUUAUGUYUACAUUUGAGGGGAAACAUUCACUCGGUUCACAUUUUGUUGAAGAAAAUUCACUGAAAUGUCUGUCAGUCUUGACGGCAUGCCAUUGUUCAUCUAUUAAUAGAACUGCCUCUCAGAAUCCGGAUGAUCUUUUUUUAUUUUUUAUUUUUUUGUCAUGAAAAUCUAAUCAGAUCAUUUACAUGUAUUUCUAUAGAACCUCUGCAUGGAUUCCGAAGCAGCCUUCAUCAGCCAGGUCAAGAGUGCGCUCAGAUCUCUGUUGAGCCUUCUUUUAGAACUAACAACCUUCAGGUAUCACGACAAACCAUCAGCGACCCGUUCAGUUCAUUGUGCCACAACGUAUCUUUUGUACAGACGUGAGCCGCACCACAACAAACCUCACUCUGACAGGACUUCUUAGAGAAACAAAGAAGGCAAUAUUUAAGAACUUGAUAAUCAGCCGUUUAUUUUUACCUGUUUUAAAAAGAAAAAAAAUCCAAAAGUUAUGUGGACAUUUUAUGUUUUCUUAUAGUAAUUUCUAUUGGACUACUGAGCAUCUCUGCCUAUAUGUUGUUUAUGUAUAUAAUGUAUUAUAUAUUUAAAGCAGGGAGCAUUGAUCUUCUGUCUAGCAUCAAACAAGUAUAGUAUUGAUAUUGAUCAUUCACCUCAGAGUAGUACACAUAAGUAAAUUGUGACAAAUAUUUUAAAUCUGCAUUUCUACAACUCCUGGACUUCUAAGUGAGGGCAACAAGCACAUUUGUCCCCAGAUAAGGGUCCCCAAAAYGAUAUGGAUAAAAAGGCAGAUAUUCCUGUUUAUGUUGUAGGUGAUUGUGUUUAAAGUGGAAUAUUUUCACUGACCCCCUAAUGAGACGACUAGCUUUGCUACAAGUACUGUAUGUAAUUAAGGAUGCACAAGGACUCAUUAGUUUCUCUUUUGUUGUGUGGUUUCAAAGCAAACAAUGAUGUCAGUAAUCAAGCUUGUUAGUUUUUAUUUAUUUUUCUUUAUUUUUUUAGAAGGGCAUGGAAUGAUUUCUGUUCUGUGAUUUUGUUAAAAUUUGGCCAUUUAGACAGCCACCUAAGCAGUAAGGUCUUGCAUUAUGUCAUUCUUUGCAGAUGACUUGCUCGUGUUUGGUGAGGGAGGCUAUGUACAUAAAUGUAGAAACUUGGGACAUUAACAUAGAAAUAAUAACAGAUUGUAAAGAUUUCCUUUAAAAGUGGCAGCACUUGAUCUUAUGAAAAGCACACAAGAAGAAUGUAAGGUUUGAAAGGAGUUUUCCACUUUGUCCAAGAGCAUGUUCCGAUUUUAAGCACUCAUGCUUGCAGGUCAAGAUUUAGUCAUAACUUGCUGUACUUGUUCUUUUUGUUUUGUUUUUGUUUGGCUCUAAAUACCAUACUCAAUUGAAUGUAAGAGGCAUUUAUCACAUUUAAAUUCUGCAAGGGUUCAUUUUAGGCGUAGAAAUAUUCUGAGUAAAUGUUUUAAGAUAUUCUUCAACUUGUAAAUUAAUAAAGCUUACGUUUUACUUUUAACUGUCACAGAAUAGAAGGCAUUUAAAAACAGAUUUUUUUUCCAUUUCAUUUAAACAUCUUUUUUAUUGAAGCAGCUGUCAUUUCAAUUAAUAGGAAUAUAACAAAUGCAGUAAAGCUACCCAUGUAGACUAUUGUGGCUAUGCAGAAGUAUUUAAUGUGGCAGGGGAAUGCAUCAGAAAACAGGUAUGUACAGGAAAGCAAAAUUACUGUCGGGUGCCUAAAUUAACAACCAGCAUAAUCUCAGUAAAAUAUAUCCAGUCAAAACAAAUACAUUAAGGUAUGUCAGUUCCACAAUGUUUUGAUUGUUACCAAAUUCUAUGUUAUUAGCUGUUUGACAACCACUCUUCCCAGUUUAACUUUCUACUUCAAAUCAGUGUGAGGCAUGGACAAUUGGUGAAUAAUACACCAUUACAAGUGCCUCGCAUCUUCUAAGCACCGUUGUUUCUUCCCCUGUCAAACGCCCUAAUCGUGCUCCAACUUUAUAUAAACUCUGCCAACAAUGUCUUCAGGCAAUAAGAAGAAUGUCAGACAAUGUGUAUGUUGGAACUAAUUUAAUUUGCACUUUAUUAGGAAUUUAUGGCUCUUUUGUUUGACUAGCAUGUGACUUUUUUUAAUUUUAAUUAUUAUUUGCUAUGUAAUUAUUGUGUUUAUUUAUGAUGAUUAUAUCACUUCAAACUGUUAGUGCUUCCCAUGCCAUAAAAUUAUGUGGCUAAGCACAAAGAGGAGGUAAUAUUUUUUUCUUGAGGUAAUUAAUAAACAUUGAUGCAAAAGCACUGUUUUUUCUUGGCACACCUUCAGGAUGUAAGCACAUGGUUUACCCAUUGACAUGCAAGGGAAUGAUGGGUCUAUUACUGGAACCUGGAAAUUUGGAUUCCACAUCUCUGGUGUGCAGAAUCUGGUUACAAAAAUAAAAAUAAACAUU